UUGUAGUGACUCUAUAAAUGUACCCGGGAGUUUCCGAAAUCCACACUCGGUGACUUCAGCUGAACAAUGGUUAACAUGAGCUAUCACCAAUCUCUACAGAAACACGCACAGAGCCUAAACCAGAAACAGCCGAGGAAAAGAAGUAAUAAAAAGAAAAGGAAUUAUUGGGACAAAAUAUCACCAACAACUCGCAUUCAGACUUGAUUGUCAAGACACUUAAAGGUCUGGUGUGCUAGGUGUGGGAGCAUAUCGUGUUGUGUCUGUGGAUAGCGACUGUGUGGUGCGAUGACUGCGGAGUGGCUGUAUCCCCCUGGCGUGGGGCCGCUUUGUGGUGCAGAGUUGGAGGCGUGGUAUGAAGACCUACAGGAUAUACUUGGCUCCGACACGGGUGGGGCCAAACUUACGAGAGCCCCGCCUUGUUCCGAGAAGGAGCCGGAGUUCCUGGAUGUGUUGGAGAGCUGCUCGCUCACCUGGCUAACGGAAGGGCAGGUAUGGGGGGACGGCGUGCAGCGCGUGACGGACGAGACUCCCAGCCACCCGCCGGCGACCUGCGCGACUCCCCCAAAACAGGAGGACCGGAGAGGAGGCGAGACGGAGAGCUCGAGCGGUGGAGACCUUCUGCCGCCGGAGUUCUUCGAGCUCCUGAGCGAAGGAGGAGUGGGCCUGGUCGACACCGGGGCGAUGAUGGUCACCGGCGGUUACAAUCUCUCACAACCCCAACCCUCGUCUCCGACAGCCAGCGAGGAGGAGCUGCCGCCGACGGUUCCCGACGCUUCGUCCUGCUCCUCGGCAUCCCAAUCGCCCUCCUUCAACUGCUCGCCGCCCUCCUCCCCUCCCCUGUCACCUCCCGCCAGCGUCUCCUCGCGUCUGGGCAAAAGGAAGCGAGGAGGCGAACGUGGAGGUGCUCCGUGCUCCCCGUCCCCAGGGAAGAAAAGCAGGAGAGAACGAGAACACGAGAACGAGAGGAAGGUUCAAGAGCUGACGGAUCAGAACGAGCGUCUGAAGGCGGAAAUCGAACGACUCGGAGAGGAGGUGCAGAGGACGCGGAGGGCGCUCAUCGAGAGACUCGUCAACACCAGGAGGUGAAGGAGCAACAGGAAGAGACGGAAAAGAAAAGGACAGAGAUUUAGAGAGAAACUUAGAAAGGGAAGUGAACAAUUGGCGGAAAUUAAUCUUGUGGAGACCAUGAAAUGCACAUUUAGAUGCAGCAGAGAAGACAAAAGACACGUUGUACGGGGGAGAGAGGGUUUUACAGAGCGGCGUCUCCCACCGAGAGUGAAAGAGAAAGUCAGAUGAAGCCAAAGACAAACAGAAGAGACUCCAGCGUCAGAGGAAAAUCGAACCUCAGGAGGAUGUGUCCGGGUCACUCCCAAAAAUCCAAAAAGAGACAUUAGGACAGGCUUAUUUUAAAGACAUUAUUGUCACAUCUUACAAAAAUCAAAUACUACAUUUAAAUAGUGAUUCGCAUUACUGUAAUAAUCAAAUUACUGUAAUACAUCAUUCAAAUCUGCACAAAUAAUGUAUAUCAAAAUACCAACACAAUUUAAAACUUAAAAUAUAUAUUUUUAUGCAUCAGAGAUUUUCAGCUCACAAAAAUCGGUUUUUGCUCAACUGUCAUGAAAAUAAUGUCACAAAAAACUCCUAAAAUAAAAUUUAGGGUACAAAAUGACCACUCGUUUUUCUGAGAUUCAUCUGAUGAUUUGAUAAAUGUGAGCCGCUUUUAUUCAGAAUUUAAACCCAUCAUCAGAUAACUGCAGGUUAUGGUUUUUGUUUUUUAACUUCGAUUGUGUGAAAAUGUACCCGAGACAAAGUCAAUGCAAUAAAAUCAAAUAACGACUUAAAUGAAAGAUUUCAGAAGAAAUGUUCGUUUUUGUAACGUUUUUUUUUGUGUGUGAUUGUAGGUGCAUUUAUCUGUUUUAAGAAAGGGCUUUAAAGAUGUAAAUUCACUCCUAGUUGACAGAGAUUUCAUAGCUCAGGACUGUUAACCAGAAGAUUGUGUGAAGGUUUUCUCUCAUGUUUAACCAAUGCCUCUUAAGAGUUUGUUUGUGUGAAUGUGUUUAGAUGAAGAUAAACUUGUGAAUGGAUGUUGAUGCUCUCACUUUUGUAAUGUUUAGCUGUAGCUAUUUAUAACACGCUCUGCCUCUAAUCCAUGACUAUUUUUCUAGAAGUGUAUCACGUGCAUAUCAAAUCAUUAUUAUUUAAUAAUCACGUUUAAUCAUUUACUGUAGUUUCUUAAUAAAUACACAUUUGCAUGCUGAAUUUCUGUAUUAGAAUAGUGAAACAUUUUUAUCUGAAUUUCACUUAGACUUGAUACGAAAUUGUAAUACAUAAGUUUUAUUAAUAAAUUUUAAAAAAUGAA
Misgurnus anguillicaudatus (oriental weatherfish) is the source of this 2359-nucleotide messenger RNA. It is a transcript of the gene ddit3, whose product is annotated as DNA-damage-inducible transcript 3. Lineage: Eukaryota; Metazoa; Chordata; Actinopteri; Cypriniformes; Cobitidae. Gene Ontology annotation, cellular component: CHOP-ATF3 complex; cytoplasm; CHOP-ATF4 complex. Gene Ontology annotation, molecular function: RNA polymerase II cis-regulatory region sequence-specific DNA binding; protein heterodimerization activity; transcription factor binding. The record is from RefSeq and is a predicted model, not a curated record. Gene Ontology annotation, biological process: intrinsic apoptotic signaling pathway in response to endoplasmic reticulum stress; ER overload response; negative regulation of transcription by RNA polymerase II.